Maniola jurtina (meadow brown) is the source of this 4246-nucleotide messenger RNA. Its product is annotated as biorientation of chromosomes in cell division protein 1-like 1. The record is from RefSeq and is a predicted model, not a curated record. Bases 141 to 4184 code for a protein of 1347 amino acids. NCBI's taxonomy places the organism in Eukaryota, Metazoa, Arthropoda, Insecta, Lepidoptera, Nymphalidae. The transcript is spliced from 5 exons.
CAUGUCAAAAAUUAUUUUGAUUUUUCGUUUCUGCGAUUUCCGAAGUGCAUUGAUUUUAAUCGAAGAAUUAAUUAAUUUGAUAGUUUAAAUAACUUUUUAAAUUAAAACCACGAGCCCUAUGUUGUUCAUCACAUAAUAAAAUGACUCAUUUGCAGUAUAUGCCGGGCGAUCCACGCUUAGUCGAUCAAUUAGUUUACGAGUUAAAAUCUAAGGGCAUAUUCGAUCAGUUUCGGAAGGACUGUAUAGCAGAUGUGGACACGCGGCCGGCGUACCAGAACUUGCGACAGAGGGUGGAGAACUCUGUCACCACCUUCCUCUCGCGGCAAACCUGGCAACCCGACAUGAACAAGAAUCAGUUGAGAGAAAAACUAAGAAAACAUAUACUAGAUGGCAAUUACUUGGAGCAGGGUGUGGAAAGGAUAGUAGACCAAGUAGUCAAUCCAAAAGUAGCGACAGUCUUCAUACCUAAAGUAGAAGACUUAGUAUACACAGUGCUAGGUAUCACAAGAAAAAAGUCUCCUUCUGCUGAAACUUCAAAUAAAAAAGUUGAUCUACUUCCCAAUGAUUUAGAGGCUGUUAGCCCUGGAUCGGUUAAAAGUAAUGAUGACAAAAAUGAACAAAUGGAUGUGGAUAGUACACAAGAUAAUAAAAUGGAAAUAGAUGAAGAAAAGUCUAAAAUAGACACAAAAGAAAAUAGUAUUGUAUUUGAGAUAGAUAAAGAAAAUACAGGAGAUAUCCAACUCCCGAGUAACGAACUAAUCGAUGAUAUAGACAAAAGUAAUAUACCACUACCAUCAGAAGAAAUAAAACCUGAAAAUAUCCCAUCACCUGACACUAGUCCUCUAAAAGUGGAAUUAGAAAAAAUUGAACUACCAAAAGAACUAAUAGUAUCUACAGAUAUUCCACUACCCAGUGAUAUCUGUAAGGAAGAAAAGGAUCAGUAUUUCAAACCUGUGAACAGUGAAGACGAUGAUUCGAGUUCUGAUUCUUCUCUAAUAAGAAAUAUGUCUCCUCUAACACCAAUUAGAAAUUUCAAUAAUGAAAACUCAUGUGACGCUCAGCAGGCAUUCGAAAAUGAUUCGACAGAUAAAAGUGAAGAUAAGAAAGAACCUAGUUCAUUUAGAUUCAAACUGGAUGCAAAAUCAUCAGAAAAUAGUUCAGACACAAUUAAACCUGAAAAGAAGGAAGCAGAAAUGAAUUUGUCCUAUCAAUUCAACACUCAAGUGAAUAUAAACAAUUUCAAUACACCUCUAUAUGAAGACAGUUCGAAUAGCAACAACUUGCAAAUUGAUUACGAAAGCGAUGCUAAUAGCAAAGCUAUUAUCGACAUUAAAGUUCCUGAUAAUGAUUUAAAUUCAGAAGAUUCUAGAAAAGCGAAGAAGAUAGAAGAAAAGAAAAGUAGUCAUAAAAGUUCGCAUCGUUCUAGAGAUUCACAUAAACAUUCAAGUAGUAAGGAUAAAAAAACUGAUUCUAAGCAUUCGAGCUCAAGAGAUAGCAGCAGACAUGAUAAAAGUAAAUCUUCAGCAAACAAACAAGACAGCAAAACUAAAUCAAGUGAAAAAGAUAAAUCUAAAGAUAAGAACGAGAAAAAAGAUAGCAGUAGAGAAUCGUCAAGACAUAGAAGUUCACACAAAUCUAGUCACAAAGACUCUAAAUCACAUAGAAGUUCCAGUUCGAGUGGACGACAUUCUACCAAACAUUCUGAUGAAAAAAAAUCAUCACACUCAUCAUCAAAUCAUAAAGAUAAAACUUCAGAUAAAAGCUCCUCAGAUAAGUCGAAAGAUUCCAAAUCAAGCUCUCAUAGAUCAGAUAAAGAUAGGAAGAGUAGUAGCAGUAGCAGGAGUGAUAAGACCAGUAGCAAGACUAAAAAUGACAAAGAAAAAGAUAAAAAAAGCAAAAAGGAGACUGAUGAUCAUUACAGCUUAUCAGGAAGAGGCAACCCAAAUAGACGAUCAACAGAUAGAGAUUCAAAUGACGGCAGUACUUCCUCCAAAGGAUCUCAUCACCCUUCAAGCUCCAAAUCUUCUAACAGCAAAAAAGAUAGUAAAAGCAGCUCGAAAUCUGAAAGUACAUCCACCAGUGACUCUCCAAGCCCAAGUGAUAAGGAAAAUAUAGUUCGUGAACAUAGCAGCAAAACUAAGGAGACCCUUCAACACAAACCAAUAGUCAGAAUAGAGAGACAUUUAGAAAUGGCUGUUGCAUCCCCUCCGAGAUUACCUUUUGUACCAGACGUGACUAUAAAAAAGCCGAAAUUCGCCGCGAAUUUAGAAGAAGCCAAAAGGCUAAUGAAAAUGAGAAAAUUCCUAGAUGAGGAGCAAAAAAGAAUGAAUCAAGAAGCUGCUUUGCUUUUAGAAUUCCAAGCAAACGUAAGACCUAGUAUGAGCCAAGUAUACUCAAGCAUUCCCGGGCCUGAACUUGAGUUUGCAUGUGUUUCAAAUGUAAGACCUUUACAAGAAAUGCUUGUACCAAGUAAUGAUAAUAUGAAUCACAUUGCGUUAUCUGAAGGUCAUGAUCUCUUAAGUCAAGGGAAUGAUAACAUUAAUGACCUAAAUCAAGAACUUGAUGAUGUUAACAAGGUCUUACCUGAAGAUAAUAACAUUAAUAAUGAUGUGACACAAAAAUAUGAUCAUAGUGCUCUAACUAAAGAAAGUAUAGACAAAGCUCACUAUACUAAUAAUGAAUUGCUAACUGUAUUAAACGAUGCAAAAAAUGAUGAAGCUAAUAAUGGUGUAGAUUUUAAGGCCCUGAUUGAUGAUAUAAAUAUAAAUAAAAUGGUUUCAAAUACAGUUACAGACCAAAAUAUACAAGACACAGCUGAAAUUCCGGAACCGAACCAACAAAUCGAUAAUACCAAUGUUCCUGUUCAAACAUUGAUUGAUGACCAAAUUGAAAACAUUAACAAGCAAGAUGUUGAAAAUGUAUCUAAUAUUACAAUUGAAGAAACUAAACUCUGUAAUGUCGAAAAAGAAUUAAUAAAUGAACCGCCUGAAAUUAUUAAACCAACAGAAACCUCCGAAAUUUCUAUAGAAAAUAAAGAAACUAUUGAAAACAUUGAAAAUCCACCGAAACAAGAUACUAAAAAGCUUUCAGAUUUAUUCGAAAUUACUAUAAUUACAGAAGAAUUGUCCGAAAGCGAGGAAGUUCCAAAUGAUGACACAGAUACACCCGAAAUAGACAAUGAUAAUAAAGAUAUAAUCAGUGAAUUAUCUCAAAAUGAUGAAGUAAUUAUAGAUGAUUCGAAAAUUAACGAUGAAAAUAAACUUCACUACUUCGGUGAACACGAAAAGUAUAACGCCGAAUUAGAGAGAGCGAAAUUCAAUAGCUUUUUCAAAGAAUACAACACAAAACUUGGACUCAACAAUAAACUCUAUUUGAUAAACUGCGAUUCUUACGAAGAAAAUAUAGUCCGAGAGUGUUCGAAAAAAUUCGGUGAUUACGAAAUCGUGAGUUACCAUAAAAACGGACAUUUGAAGCUACCUAUAAACAAAAAUGUUAUUAAAAACGUUAAUAUAUCCAGUGAAAUUUCAUUACCCAUGGACGUAGAUUAUGAAAAUACUUCAGAAAAUGAAAAUAUAACGCAUAGCGUAUUCAGCCCUGGAAAAUCUGAAUGUUCUUUCGAACUUUCUAGCGAUUAUGACACAAAGUUACAAGAAAUGGUAAACAAGGCAUCCAGGCAAGAAAUCAUGGAAAUAAUACUUGGGAAUGUAGUCGAUUCUUCACCAAGUAAAAUGCCUAAAAUAGACUAUUUGACAGACUCUAACAUUGACAGUGAAUAUGAAACUGGAUUGAAGAGAAAAAUUAAUGAAAUGAGUGAGGAAACAACUACUAGUGUAAAUAAUAACAGGCCUGUAUUGACUCCUAAUAAAAUUAGGAAGUUGAGUACGGAUCAAAUCACUUCAACUACGCAAGAAAAUGAAGAAAUACCUAACAAUAAAAUUCAAAACAUGACUCGAUCCAAGUGUUUGGGCAAAGCCCGAAGAGUGGGCCUGCCGCGACCAAAGAGGACAAUUCUCCCCAACAGUCCGUCAAGCGACAAAUCAGUGGAGAACUACGAACAAAACACUCCAGCCACGCCCACCACUCCCAACGGGAAACUCAAACGCAGCAAGGUCCAGAGAUAUGACACCUCCGACCUCUACAAACCCAAACUACACUAUCUGUCCAGAAGAAACCAAGUUACUUGAGCGUUUCUCAUCCCUAUACUUUUUUAAAUAUUUAAAAUUGAUUAUUGUCGUCACUAGUUAAU